GACCAAAAAGCAUAACCCCUUCUCUCUUUCACGCUUUCAUUCAGUAAAACGUGGUCGUUUUAACCCUCUUAUUUUAUUCUCCUCACACUCGCCGGAGAUUAUCGAACGGCGAAGAAUUAUUGAUAAAGUGAAAGUAUAAUCUCCGACGAUGGAGACUGAAGUUCAAUCGAAUUUCACAUAUAUGGGACGGACCUUCACCAAUCUCAGUAUCAAUGGAAGUUCCUCAGCUUUCAGCGAUUGCAAUAGUGAUAGAUCCGGCGAGUUUCCAACUGCCUCUUCACAAAGUCGGAGAUUAUUUUUGGCUUGUGCUUCGGAAAAUUCUGAUGAAUUAAUCCAGCAACUCGUCUCCGAUCUAGAGUCUAGUUCAAUCGAUGAGCAAAAACAAGCGGCGAUAGAAAUUAGACUCCUCGCGAAGAACAAACCGGAAAAUCGUAUCAAAAUAGCUCGAGCUGGAGCAAUCAAACCGUUGAUUUCGCUUAUCUCCUCCACCGAUCCUCAGCUUCAGGAAAACGGUGUUACGGCAAUUCUCAAUUUGUCUCUUUGCGAUGAGAAUAAAGAGCUUAUCGCUGCAUCAGGAGCGAUUAAACCACUAGUUCGAGCGCUUAAAGUUGGAACCUCAACAUCCAGAGAGAACGCCGCUUGCGCUCUUCUCCGUCUAUCGCAAGUUGAGGAGAACAAAAUCGCAAUCGGUCGAUCAGGUGCAAUACCUCCUCUAGUGAACCUUCUAGAAACUGGAAACUUCCGAGGUAAAAAGGAUGCAUCAACUGCUCUGUAUUCUCUAUGUUCUGUGAAAGAGAACAAGGUAAGAGCUGUACAAGCUGGCGUGAUGAAGCCUUUGGUGGAAUUAAUGGCGGAUUUCAGUUCAAAUAUGGUGGAUAAAUCGGCUUUCGUUGUGAGCGAAUUGAUAUCAGUGCCGGAAGCAAGGCCGGCGCUCGUGGACGAAGGUGGAAUUCCGGUGUUGGUGGAAAUCGUAGAGGUCGGAACACAACGGCAGAAGGAGAUUGCCGUAGCGAUACUGUUACAGAUAUGUGAGGAUAGCGUGGCGUACCGUACUAUGGUGGCUCGCGAAGGAGCGAUUCCUCCCCUCGUCGCUUUGUCACAGACCGGAACCAGUCGCGCCAAACGAAAGGCGGAGAAACUGAUUGAUCUUCUACGGCAACCAAGAUCCAGUAACGCCGCUGCAACAGCAGUAGCAAGAACCUCUAGAACCUCUGGUGUGCCAGUCUGAACUUGUGUUGUGCCCCUACAUGUUCCUCUUUUGUUUGUAUCAUACCAGUCCAACAAAAGCACAAACUAUGAUGGACGAUAUAGAAAAAAAGAUAUUUUUAAAAAAAAUCGAAAAUUGUAAAUGCCUUCUGUUAGUAGUAGUAGUAGUAAAAAGAUUUGUAAAUUUGGUGGGUUUUGACUUUGGCCACGGCUUGUGUUUACUUCUUUCCUUUCUCGAAAUUGUGAUAUGAAUUUCUACUUUUUUUGGUCUGUU
Molecule: messenger RNA, 1480 nt
Organism: Solanum dulcamara
Lineage: Eukaryota; Viridiplantae; Streptophyta; Magnoliopsida; Solanales; Solanaceae
Product: U-box domain-containing protein 4-like
Exons: 2
Coding region: 149-1228 (359 amino acids)
Cellular component (GO): nucleus; cytoplasm
Molecular function (GO): protein binding
Source: RefSeq, a predicted model, not a curated record